ACCUAAUUGAUGGGGUCCGGAUGUGUAAUAACUUUCGUCAGCUGGCUUCUCCUUAUAGCCACUCAUUUUCUUGACCACAAUAAUAAUUUUCAGAGGAACGGUCUGAACAGUGAGUGCGGAAAUCAGGAAAUUCCUUUGUUCCUCAAGGAAUAUCGUACCUUUUUCAUCAUUCUCACCCUCAUCGACGUACUUAAAUCAUGCUCAAAGGCUUUGUGGUGUGUUUAGUGGUGAUAUUAUGUGUCGAUUUGGCUUUGAGUAGCCCCCUCGUUGGCCGCUCGAGUGGCGGCGGUGGCAAGAGUGCCUCCGGGCGAAGAGGAUACAUGGGACAGCAGUCCGGUGACACUGGUGUUUCAAGGACAGCGAAGAAGCAAGAGUUCUCUGCAUGGGGCAUCAUCACUCUCAUUAUGUUUGCUGUCCUCAUAGGAUUUGGGGGAUACUAUGGGUACAUUUGUUACCCAUUGAUAUGCAAGAAGGAGCGCCACUACGAUGUGAUGGAUGUCGCAUCCUCCACAAGUGCCAGCACGCCCACCACGAGAUCCGCAGAGUUCGAGAAGAUGGACCCGGACUUCGAUGGGCCCACAGUGUUCAGAUACAAAUAAUAUGAGUAGCUUUUUUAUUCUGCAGACAAUCGCAUUUAGGGUAAGAAAAUCCAUAUCACGAACAAGACGGAGACUGAGAAAUUGCCAAUUUUGAUAAGGAAUCUUAAGAGGUAUUAUUCGAAUUAGUAUUUUGCGAAUUUUGCUAAUAAAUUUUAUACGAUUUUUACAUAA
Molecule: messenger RNA, 770 nt
Organism: Phlebotomus argentipes
Lineage: Eukaryota; Metazoa; Arthropoda; Insecta; Diptera; Psychodidae
Exons: 3
Coding region: 198-599 (133 amino acids)
Source: RefSeq, a predicted model, not a curated record